Molecule: messenger RNA, 3736 nt
Organism: Carassius carassius (crucian carp)
Lineage: Eukaryota; Metazoa; Chordata; Actinopteri; Cypriniformes; Cyprinidae
Product: armadillo repeat-containing protein 5-like
Exons: 7
Coding region: 46-3675 (1209 amino acids)
Biological process (GO): anatomical structure morphogenesis
Cellular component (GO): cytosol
Molecular function (GO): protein binding
Source: RefSeq, a predicted model, not a curated record
AAACGGGGUGGUGGCAGGAAGGUGAGUCUGGACUCCUGGGUCAUCAUGUCUACACCUUUAGAGCAAGGGGUUAAACGACAUUCAAAAAGUCUGAACAGCACCUCUGAGGCAUUCGCCAAUCUCCCAGAAUCCUCUCUGACUUGGUGUUUGGCUCAGCUGUCCAAAACACGCACAUUAGCAGACAGUCACAGCAGUGGACUGACAGGAGCAGAAAAUAAGAUUGUCCCUAGAGGUGACAAAGCCAGGGAUGCAGACAAGAGACUCAAAGCUGGUCAGUGGAGGGCAUUGGUGGCCAUUCGGACGCAGCACAUCAAAGGAGGUGGUGGCAGGAUAGCCCGCUUCCAAUCACAGGGAGGACUUCCUCCUUUGCUCGAUCUCCUCAGGCGACCAGAAAGCUCCAGAAAGUUUUUGGACUUGGCACUUAGCAUCCUGGCCAACUGCUGCACUGAGAAACAGACAAGACUAGAAGUAAGAAAGCUUGAUGGCAUAUAUGUUGUUGUGGAUGUCCUCAGGAGGAAUGUCUCUGUGGAGACGGUGCAAAAUCGAGCAGCUCGAGCUUUGGGAAAUCUCGCGAUAGACCCAGAUGGUUCUGCUGAGGUCCACUCUGCAGGUGGUGUUCCACUUCUCCUGCUCUGCUUGUCUCUCUCUCCAUCCUCUCCCUCUUCACUGACUCCAGCCCCUGAACUCUGUGCUGCUAAAGUGGAAUGUGUCCAGUCUGCUGCCCGGGCGAUUGUCUACCUUUCUGACACGCCGGCCAACCGGCUUCUGCUGCUUUCACAAGGCGCUCUUCCAUCUCUCGCUUUCUUUAUUGCUCCAGAGUACCCUUUGGGUCUGCAGCGGGCAUCUCUUCGUGCCAUUCAUGAGCUCACCAGAGGCUGCAGUGCAGAGUGUGCCAGAGAGAUGUCCAGGUCCGGGGCAUUGACUCAGCUCGGGGUCCUUGCCUCAGGAGAAGGUUGUCGGCCUUUGGAAGAGCUAGCUUUGAAGACGCUGGCUAACUUGUGCUCUCAAGGCUGCCUGAGGCCACUGGUCGGUUCGUUGGGAGUCAUUCAGAAGUUCGCAAAGGAAGUGAAAAAGGAUCUUCUGAAGUCAGGUGUGUUCUUCAAGGCCCUGUGCCUCUGCUGCAGAGAGGCUGUAAACAGGGCUAAAGUAAAGGAGAGUGGAGGACUGGAGGUGUUGAUCAGCUUUUUAUCUGCCCAUCAAAACCAUCCGCUCACACGUUUCGCAAUUCUUGCUUGUGUGGACUUCGUCUACGAUGAAUCUGCUCUUGAACAGCUGCAGGAGCUCGGGCUGGUGCCGCUGCUGAUCAAGCGGUUAGUUGAGCUUGCUCACGGAGAAGAACCGACUGCAGGAAAGAUUGAUGCCAGCCUGUCCUCUGGUUCUCCAUGCUCUGAACUGAUGACCUCUUGUUUUGACUCGUUUGACUUCUCAGCCCUUGAAGGGAACAAGAGGGAGGAUGUGAGCAAAGACCAGACUUCGGGAUCUUCCAGCUUCCUCAGCCUUAGGUCUUGGCUGGUUUCUGAGGGUCUGAUCUCAUCUGAGGGUGAGCUGACUGAAUCCCCAUGUGGAAGUGAAGUCUUUGGUAGCAGCCCUCAAUCCUCCAUCUCAUCAUCACCUUGCUCUGAGAUCUCACAAAGCUCGACCUUGCGUCCACCCCCCUUUUCUCCCUCCACCCGCUCCAAACCCAUCUGGCUCUCGUCUUCCUCCUCUUCCUCCUCCUCCACCUUCUCCUCCAUUCCAAUAUCUCCUCGAAACGUACCAGGGUCGCCUUCCUCUUCACAGCCCCCCUGUGCCUCCUCCCCUCGAUCUGAGCAACCACCUUCAGUGACGAAACCUUCCUCAUCUCCCCUCCAAAUCUCCUCUCCUCCCAGAAAGAGGCUCCGUGCCUCUUCAUCCUCCUCUACAUCCUCCUCUCGCUGUAGUGUGGUCACCCUGGACAGCCCCCCUGUGAUGUCAAAAACCCCAGUCUACCAUCAUCCUUAUCACCCUGAGGCCUGGGCCCCAGAAUCCCCCAUUCUUCUGCUCUUGUCGCGCUUCUCCCACGCCUCAGACCCCAGCACAGCGCUUGUCAACACAAAUGUUUUCUCCGGGCUGUUGUACUACCUCACCCAGCACCAUGACCCCAGUGGGCGAUGCUUUCGGAUGCUUGGGCGCCUCAGUUGCAACCCAAACUGCUUCCAGGCUUUGAUCAGAAUUGGAGCCGUGGCUCUGAUCAAACAGAGACUGUGUGUGAGAGGAGAGGAGAUCGGGGGAUGCAAAGGAGUAACGGACAGACAAUCAGAGAAAGUCAAAGGCAAAAUCACACAACUAGGUUUGACCCUGCUCAGUAAUCUGAGGGUUCAGAGCGAGUCUGGAUUUGGCACUGGAGUUCUUACACACAUCAUGCUGUCAGGCUCUGAAUCUGACAAGCUGUACUGUGUCCUCUCUCUGCCUCUGAUUAACAGCAACAGAGUUCUUUUGAAGAAGCUGCUUUUGGAUAGUGGAGGGCUGGCAGCAGCUCUUGAACUGAUUGGCUGUCACAGAGAAGAAGAUGAUGAUGAUGAUGAUGAUGAUGAAGAUGAACAGUCUGACAAAUGUUGGGCAUUUCUUGCCGGCUGGUUGCAUCCUCUUGAACAGCCAUCCCCUUUGAGAUUUAAAUCCCUGUACAUCUCUCUUCUCAUUGGAUGCCUCUCCAGUCUGCUUUCAAGUUCCAAGGAGGACAGAAAGAAUUGUAGCAUAGAUUGCCAGACCGGAACAGAGACAGCCAAAUUUCUGGAUAACAAAUCCCAACCGCAUCAAAGCCAGUCAUGUCCCUACUUGAAGGCAACUCAUGAUAUAACUUUCCUCCUUGAUGAUGGAACCCUUCUAUUAGCCAAUCACGAGGCUGUCACUGGGGAAGAGGGAGCCAAAGACGUUGGUUCUGAGUAUUUUAGAGCCCUCUUGAUGGGAGGAUUUGGGGAGGCCCAAAAAGCUAAAGGCGAGGCCAUCCGGAUCAAGGACGUGAACAGUGGGAUGCUCUUACCUGUUCUGCACUACUUACACGGCUGUCGUUUGACUGAUGGAAACAAAGACCAAAUGUCAAUGCAUGACACAAAUUGUCUUGUUUUGUCCUCUCUAGCCUCUCAUGGGCUGCUUAGACCACAGGACGAGGUUGAAUCAUGCUUGGCACAAGAGAAGGAAUUUCAAAAAACCCCACUGGCUGAAGUGAUGAUUGGGGCUUGUAGGUUUUUAGUACCUGGUUUACAACGGUCAGCUGAGGACCUAAGUGUAGACCUUCUCUACUCGGUCAUAAGGAGCCUGACCAAACAUUGCUGUUCAAAAGAUGGAAUGGAUGCUGGUUCGGUCUGCAAGGGUCCUGAAGGAUCACCACACUUGACCAAAACUGAAGUGUCAAAGUGUUCCAAACAACAUUCUAAAUCCUCUCAAAGUUCCAAAGAGGUUCCGUCAUCGUCUUCUGACACUGAAGCAGCUUGGCUGAGGUCUCUGCUGCCUCAAGUGUACUGGUUCUCACAGCGCUACUCUUACCUGCGACUGGGCCAGGCCUGUCUGUCCAUACUGCUGCAGUCUCAGGGCCUCCAUCCUGCUCCCCUUCAGCCCUCCCUCUCCACUGACUGCUUCCUGCGUUUGGCGCAAGAGGCGGACUGCGCAGAAGGACUGAGGAAGGACAUCUUAAACCUCAUUAAAACAGCCCUCAGCUAAAGGGCAAACAGUACUGGAUAGGGAAAGGAAUGUAAUGCAUUGUUGGUGUAACCUAAUUUAG